UUGACAAUUAAUGUAGUGCCAACAAAAGAAAACGAAAUAAAACAGAUGAAAACGAAAAGUCACUGUUGAAUUUAGCGAAAGUAGACAGACCGCAAUAUUCUGUAUUCCAAUAUCCGAAUUUAUUUGUGUUAACACGUAUAAAAUAAAAGGUUGAUGGCAGAAAUGGAUUUGUUGGUAAUUGAUAAGGAUGAAGUAGACAUUCGUGCAACAAAGGACACUCCGAUGGAUGAGCUAGACAUGGAAGACUUGUACACUAAAUAUAAGAAACUACAAAGAAUGUUGGAAUUUCUUGAAGUUCAGGAGGAGUAUAUCAAGGAUGAACAAAGAAAUUUAAAAAAGGAAUACCUUCAUGCACAGGAGGAAGUUAAGCGUAUCCAAUCGGUUCCUUUGGUUAUUGGACAGUUUUUGGAAGCUGUUGAUCAAAAUAAUGGAAUUGUUGGUUCAACAACUGGAUCGAAUUAUUUUGUAAGAAUACUUUCUACAAUCGAUCGCGAAUUGUUGAAACCAUCAGCCAGCGUAGCGUUGCAUAAGCAUAGCAAUGCGUUGGUAGAUGUUUUACCCCCCGAGGCAGACAGCUCUAUUUCCAUGCUGCAAGCGGACGAGAAACCGGAAGUACAAUACUCUGAUAUUGGUGGAAUGGAUAUGCAAAAACAAGAAAUUCGUGAGGCUGUAGAGCUUCCGUUAACGCACUUUGAGCUCUAUAAACAAAUCGGCAUAGAUCCACCAAGGGGUGUUUUGAUGUAUGGGCCUCCUGGUUGUGGAAAAACGAUGCUCGCAAAGGCCGUGGCUCAUCAUACCACAGCUGCAUUCAUCAGAGUGGUGGGUUCAGAGUUCGUGCAAAAAUAUUUGGGAGAAGGUCCCCGUAUGGUGCGUGACGUGUUUCGUUUGGCAAAAGAAAAUUCACCGGCUAUUAUUUUCAUAGACGAAAUUGAUGCAAUUGCAACGAAAAGAUUUGACGCCCAAACAGGAGCUGACAGAGAAGUCCAGCGCAUUCUGCUAGAGUUGCUCAACCAAAUGGAUGGGUUUGAUCAAACGACGAAUGUAAAAGUAAUUAUGGCAACCAAUCGUGCCGACACUUUGGAUCCAGCUCUUCUGAGACCCGGUCGAUUGGAUAGAAAAAUCGAAUUUCCGUUACCAGAUCGCCGUCAAAAGCGAUUGAUUUUUUCAACCAUAACGACUAAAAUGAAUUUGUCGGAAGAUGUUGAUCUAGAGGACUAUGUAGCUCGACCAGAUAAAAUUUCGGGAGCUGACAUAAAUGCUAUUUGUCAGGAAGCCGGUAUGCACGCAGUAAGAGAAAACAGAUAUAUUGUUCUGGCAAAAGAUUUCGAGAAAGGUUACAAAAAUAACAUCAAGAAAGAUGAAACAGAACAUGAAUUUUAUAAAUAAUUUUUGCAGAUCACAGCGUUGUGUAUUAUCUGUUUAAAAUUAUACUGCACUAUAAUUCAAUAAAAAAAAAUGAUCGCUGAA
Molecule: messenger RNA, 1467 nt
Organism: Malaya genurostris
Lineage: Eukaryota; Metazoa; Arthropoda; Insecta; Diptera; Culicidae
Gene: Rpt3
Product: 26S proteasome regulatory subunit 6B
Exons: 2
Coding region: 154-1386 (410 amino acids)
Biological process (GO): proteasome-mediated ubiquitin-dependent protein catabolic process
Cellular component (GO): proteasome regulatory particle, base subcomplex
Molecular function (GO): ATP binding; ATP hydrolysis activity; proteasome-activating activity
Source: RefSeq, a predicted model, not a curated record